AUGCCCAAGAGGAAAAUUGCCAUCGUCGUAGCAUCACCGCUAGACGAAACCGAGAACCUCCACGAAAUGGAAACGGAGACAUUAUCUGUGAGCACGCUAAAUGCCAAGAUAUUCCGCCAAUAUUCCGCGUUCCAUACCAAUGGAAGUAUUAAACAUAUGGACAGACAUGAGCGACCUUACAAAUGUCUUGAAUCCGGUUGUGAGGAGGACCAAGGCUUUGGUUCGACUGGUGACUAUCAGCGGCAUAUACGAGAAGUCCACAAUAGCGGCCAAAGGCCCAGGUAUUCUGAAUUUUAUCCAUAUGAGAGAUGUCGUCACCAUGUUUUCAAGCCUUUCCCGAGAGCCGAGAACUUGCGAGAUUAUAUAUGGCGUAUGCAUAAAUCGGAGCCCAACAGCUACCUCGAAUUAAGGGGAAACGUAUCUGCCGAGCCUAGUACCCAAAAGAACGCUUCUCUCGGACCGUACAACGUUCGCGAUCCAGCCACAUGUCUUUCUGGGGGCAAUACUCUACAAAAGGAGGCAGAAUCUCUUCGCAAAAUUAUCACGGAAAAAGACCGACCUAUUCAGUAG
Penicillium waksmanii is the source of this 570-nucleotide messenger RNA. RefSeq lists its product as uncharacterized. The coding region runs from base 1 to 570 and encodes 189 amino acids. Lineage: Eukaryota; Fungi; Ascomycota; Eurotiomycetes; Eurotiales; Aspergillaceae. The record is from RefSeq and is a predicted model, not a curated record. The transcript is spliced from 2 exons.